GUCCCCUCGUCCCCUGUGUCCUCAUGUCCCCUGUGUCCCGGUGUCCCCGCGGUGCCAGCUCUGUCGCUGUCUGUCAGGCGGAGCCGAGGGCUGAGGGUGACACCGCCGAGAAGGAACCGUCGGCCCCGGACCCCCCCGAGGACGAAGGGCAGCGCCACGGCUUCCUCAUCCUCAGCCGCGAGGACUCCACCAUGAUCCUGCAGACGGGGCAGGAGAUCAUGGAGCUGGACACCAGCGGCUUCGCCACGCAGGGCCCCACCAUCUUCGCCGGGAACAUCGGGGACAACCGCUACAUCGUCCAGGUGUCACCGCUCGGCGUGCGCCUGCUGGAGGGGGUGAACCAGCUGCACUUUGUCCCCGUGGACCUGGGCUCCCCGCUGGUGCACUGCGCGGUGGCCGACCCCUACGUGGUGCUGCUGAGCGCCGAGGGCCAGGUCUGCUGCCUCGUCCUCAAGAGCGACACCUACGGCGGCCGCACGCACCGCCUGGCGCUGCUCAAGACCCCGCUGCACCCCCAGCCGAAGGUGAUGGCGCUGUGCGUGUACCGCGACGUCAGUGGGAUGUUCACCACCGAGAGCCGCAGCAGCUGCGCCCGCGAGGAGCUGUCCCUGCGCGGUCCCAGCGAGGCCGAGACCCUCAUCCAGGACAUCAGGUGGCACCGCGGUGACACCGGGGGGGGGCAGGGGUGGCCCCGGGGUGGGGGGUGACGGCAGAGUAGGGACGUCGGGGAGGGUGGCAAUGGAAUGGGUGAUCAUGGGGGAGUGACGGCAGGUGGGUGACAACAGCGUGGGUGACACUGGAGUGGGUGACAGCGGGGUGGGUGACGCCGGGGUGGGUGACAGUGAGGUGGGUGACACCAGAAUGUGUGACGCUGGGAUAGUGACACUGAGGUGGGUGACACUGGAGUGGGUGACAGUGAGGUGGGUGACCCCGGGGUGGGUGACCAUGAGGUGGGUGACACGAGAAUGUGUGACGCCGGGAUGGUGACACCGGGGUGGGUGACACUGGAGUGGGUGACAGUGGGGUGGGUGACCCCGGGGUGGGUGACCAUGAGGUGGGUGACACGAGAAUGUGUGACGCCGGGAUGGUGACACUGGGGUGGGUGACACUGGAGUGGGUGACAGUGGGGUGGGUGGCGCCGGGGUGGGUGACCGUGAGAUGGGGGACACGAGAAUGUGUGAUGGUGGGAUGGUGACACCGGGGUGGGUGACACUGGGAUAGUGACACCGGGGUGGGUGACACCGGAGUGGGUGACACCAGGGUGAGUGACAAUGGAAUGGGAGAUCCUGGGAUUGGGUGACACCAGGGUGGGGGACAGUGAGGUGGGUGACACCAGAAUGUGUGACGCUGGGAUAGUGACACGGAGGUGGGUGACACUGGAGUGGGUGACAGUGAGGUGGGUGACACCUGGGAUAGUGACACUGAGGUGGGUGACACUGGAGUGGGUGACACCUGGGUGGGUGACAUCGGGAUAGUGACACUGGGGUGGGUGACACCAGAGUGAGUGACAAUGGAAUGGGUGAUACUGGGAUUGAGUGACACCAGGGUGGGUGACAGUGAGGUGGGUGACACCUGGGUGGGUGACACUGGGAUAGUGACACCGGGGUGGGUGACACUGGAGUGGGUGACAGUGAGGUUGGUGCCACCUGGGUGGGUGACACCAGGGUGGUGGCAGAAGGGAGGUGACCUUGGGAUGGUGACAUUGGGAAGGUGACAGCGGAGCGGUGACAUUGGGGUGGUGACAUUGGGGUGGUGACACUGGGGUGGUGAUGGGGGUGGUGACAUUGGGGAGGUGACAUUGGGGUGGUGACACUGGGGUGGUGAUGGAGGUGGUGACAUUGGGGUGGUGACAUUGGGGAGGUGACACUAGGGUGGUGACACUGGGGUGUUGAUGGGGGUAGUGACAUUGUGGUGAUGACUUUGGGGUGGUGAUGGAGGUGUGACAUUGUAGUGGUGACAUUGUGGUGGUGACGUUGGGGUGGUGAUGGAGGUGGUGACAUUGUGGUGGUGACAUUGGGGUGGUGACAUGGGGGUGGUGGCAUUGGGGUGCUGA
This is a messenger RNA of Numida meleagris (helmeted guineafowl), 2053 nucleotides long. RefSeq names its product cleavage and polyadenylation specificity factor subunit 1-like. Bases 24 to 707 code for a protein of 227 amino acids. NCBI's taxonomy places the organism in Eukaryota, Metazoa, Chordata, Aves, Galliformes, Numididae. The record is from RefSeq and is a predicted model, not a curated record. Gene Ontology annotation, molecular function: protein binding. Gene Ontology annotation, cellular component: mRNA cleavage and polyadenylation specificity factor complex; nucleus. The transcript has 4 exons.